UUCUUCUUCUGGUGGUGGAAAGCCCUAAUUACUGCGAUUGCUGAUGGACCUUGGAAAGAAGGCUGCACUGGUGCCCCGCUCCGCAGUCGGACACGCUCGGUUUGCGCCGGACAGGGCGGCCGAUCGCUUGCCGCCCCCCACCAGCUCCGCGGGCCCCCGCGCUCCCCCGGCCGCGGCUCGGGAAGAAGAUACCGCCCGGCUCCUGCGAGCCAGGAUUUUACUUUUCGUCUCGCCGUUUCUCCUCCUGCUCCGCUUGGAUUACUUGGCUGCUCCCGCUCGGUGAUCCCGCGCGAUGGAGAAAUCCAGUGCAGUAUUAAUCCACGGAGGUGCUGUGGGGACAGUUGGCAGUACAAUGGCUUCUCAGUACCUCGUAGUGGCUCUGGCCGUUUUCUCCUCUUUUACCCAGGUUGUAAUAGAAGCCAGCUCUUGGUGGUCUUUAGGGAUGAACCCCAUGAACCCCAUGAACCCUGUUCAGAUGUCAGAGGUGUAUAUUAUAGGAGCCCAGCCACUAUGUAGCCAGCUAGCAGGGCUUUCCCAAGGACAGAAGAAACUCUGCCAAUUGUAUCAGGAUCAUAUGCAGUUCAUUGGAGAGGGUGCAAAGACGGGCAUUAAGGAGUGCCAGUAUCAAUUCAGACAUAGAAGAUGGAAUUGCAGCACUGUGGACAACAACUCUGUUUUUGGCAGAGUCAUGCAGAUAGGCAGCCGGGAGACGGCGUUCACCUACGCGGUGAGCGCGGCCGGCGUGGUCAACGCCAUGAGCCGCGCGUGUCGCGAGGGCGAGCUGUCCUCCUGCGGCUGCAGCCGCGCCGCGCGCCCCAAGGACCUGCCCCGGGACUGGCUGUGGGGCGGCUGCGGGGACAACAUCGAGUACGGAUACCGCUUCGCCAAGGAGUUCGUGGACGCCCGGGAGCGCGAGCGGGUUUACCAGCGGGGCUCCUACGAGAGCGCCCGCAUCAUGAUGAACCUGCACAACAACGAGGCCGGCAGGAGGACGGUGUACAACCUGGCUGACGUGGCCUGCAAGUGCCACGGCGUCUCUGGCUCCUGCAGCCUGAAGACCUGCUGGCUGCAGCUCGCCGAUUUCCGCAAGGUGGGCGACGCCUUGAAGGAGAAAUACGACAGCGCCGCCGCCAUGAAGCUGAACAGCCGGGGGAAGCUGGUGCAGGUGAACAGCCGCUUCAACGCCCCCACCAUCCACGACCUGGUGUACAUCGACCCCAGCCCCGACUACUGCGUGCGCAACGAGAGCACGGGCUCGCUGGGCACGCAGGGCCGCCUGUGCAAUAAGACCUCGGAGGGCAUGGACGGCUGUGAACUCAUGUGCUGCGGCCGGGGCUACGACCAGUUCAAGACGGUGCAGCGAGAGCGCUGCCACUGCAAGUUCCACUGGUGCUGCUACGUGAAAUGCAAGUUGUGCACAGAGAUCGUGGACCAGUUUGUGUGCAAAUAGGGCACGGACGAGGUGGGAGGAGCUGGAGCCGCCUGUCAGCAAGGGGUGCGGGCCCCUCUCCCUUUCCGCAGGACUAUCUCCACUUUAUUUAUAGAGUCCAACGAGUUUUUUUGUCUUCUUUUAAGAAAAAAAAAAGAAAAGAAAAAAAGAAAAGAAAAAGGGCGGGGAAAGGAAAAAAAAAAAGAAAGAGAAAAGAAAAAUAUAAAGGUUGUAAAGAGAAGUGCCUGGAAACCCUCUCUGCGUCCAUCCCAGAACUGUGUGAGGCUUGUAUUUUUGGCGAUAACGGGGGAAAAAAAUCUGAGAAUAUUUAUUUUACAAAGUUAAAAAAAAAAAAAUUGACUUUUCUUACAAACAAUAGAGUAGUUUGAGGGGAAAAUCCGACAUAUCCUAAUAUAGAUCCAUGGAACGUAAUACAUGUGCAGUAGGCAGAGCAACCAUGUAACGUGCUUGGGAUAUUAGAGCAAUCCUUACGGAUGUGAGGAACACACAGAGCUGUGUGACCAUGGAUACACAGUCCAUGACUUUUAGGUUCAGACACUAGAAGUUCCUAGAAUAGGGUGUAUAAAGCUGUUCAGUGCGUGUAAGGCUCUGUAAAUAAGGGGUAUGUACAUCACAAGGUGUGUUGUUGGCUGCCCACCAAGGGUCACCGGAGGGCAAAGAGCAAAGGGUCAGAAAGGCUUCAACUGCGCUAUCUCUGAGUCACCGCUGCUGGUUCCAGAACCAAGCAAGACAGGAAAAAAAAAAAAAAAAAACAACAAAAAAACCCACAGGAAAAAAAAAAAAAAUCUGCCUUGGUGAAUAAUAAAGAUAUUCUUCAAGACAGAGCUUGGCCUCAUCAGGUAAUUGUGACGUUGGAGUGUCUCGUGUGCCGGAGCGGCGCUUCCCCGCUGCCGGCAGUGGAGCAGCCUGGGGCACGCUGCCCGGAGCACUGGAGCUGGGCAGCGCUUACAAACAGCUUUGGUUUCCCAGCCUGGAAAGCCCAUGGAAAGGAGAGUUCCCCAAAUUUGAAAAUGCCUUAAAAUGGUGUAAUAGUUGGCUGUCUUUCAAAACACAGCUUGACAAAUAGCUCCUCUAAUUUUAUGUGAGAAAAUAAAUCAUUAGAUAUCCACUCUUGGAAUGAUUCAUUUUUUUUUUUUUUUUUUUUCGCAGAUUUUGGGAACGCUUUCACUCAAGGAGACAAUAGUUUCAUAUUUUAAUAACAUUAACUGGCUAUUAUAAUUCAAGGAAACGUUGCAGCAGUACCAAAUUUAUCAUCCUAUGUCUUUAAUACACAUGCUUUAGAUAAUAUAUUGCAGAUAUACACUACAACUGUUCAGACUAUACUCGAGCAGUUACAUAUAUAUGGGAGAACUGUGGUCUCUGGUGUCUGAUACUUCAAAGCUUUUUGUACAUAUAUAUUUUAAUGAUUUAGAAAACAAUAAAACAUCUAAAUUAAAGAGGCAGUUCAUCCCUUAUUUUCUUUUUCAGAUCUCUUCAGGUGUUUAGGUUGAUUCUAAGUUUUUGGUGGGUUUUUAUCUUUAAUUAUUAUUUUUUUAAGAACUUUUAACUUUCAGAAGUUUUAAGGAUAAUCACAAAGAAGUAAGCCUCUUCCCAAUUUCAGGACUUCCUUGGGUGGUUGGUAGAGGCAGCACCCUGCACUUGGAUCGAUACCAGUCUGGAGAUCACUUCUAUUCCACUCUCACACUAAGGGCAUUAUUGAUUAUUGCUGAAAGGAGACACCUUCCAGUUCCGAAAUGUGCUGUAUUCGGCCCUUGCUUUUCAUUUUUUGAACGGAGAAUUGCGAUUUGUCAAACAAUAUGUGUUCCCCCUGUGCUGUGUACUUACACAGGAUUCCAUCUUUGGUUCAGAUGCCACUUUCCAAUUCAGUCCCAUCCUACAAGUUAGAGAAAAUGGUUUUGCAGAUACCACGUGAGGAAAACCUUUCACUUUAGCCUAGUUGUACUAAAGCCUUGACUUUUCACAAGCCUCUAAGCUGUAACAUUAAAUUCAUCUUGAUCAUUUAUCAGCUUCUUAAUGGCGCUUUAUUGCUCUUAAUUUAUUGUACAAGGACAUAUUUACCCCUCAUCUUCAGAUGUUUGCAAAGAAUAUCUUUUAAAUAAGAGAAAUAAAUAAAGCACUAAUUCAUUGAAUAUGUCACUUUGGUUUUUAUUGUACAAAAACCGUGAUCUUUUUUUUUUCAUUUGCUGAAUCACCUCAUGUUCCUUUUUAGUGACUUCUGUCUGAGCAGAAUUGAAUCUCAUGAUCCUAGCUAUUAAAACCCUAUUUAAUGUAAAAUAUUUUACUUGUCAUUCAGAUAUGUAAAUCUUCUAUGUCCUUUCCUCUGUUCUGUACAUUUAAUGUACAUAUUUCUGUCUUGUGUGAUUUGUAUAUUUCACUGGUUAAAAAAAGAAAGGAUUAUGCCAUAAUUGAAGAUAGACUAUAAAAAAUAAAACUUUGGUUG
Molecule: messenger RNA, 3890 nt
Organism: Hirundo rustica (Barn swallow)
Lineage: Eukaryota; Metazoa; Chordata; Aves; Passeriformes; Hirundinidae
Gene: WNT5A
Product: Wnt family member 5A
Exons: 5
Coding region: 293-1450 (385 amino acids)
Biological process (GO): multicellular organism development; neuron differentiation; cell fate commitment
Cellular component (GO): extracellular region
Molecular function (GO): cytokine activity; frizzled binding
Source: RefSeq, a predicted model, not a curated record